AACCAACACCCCCCGGUGCACCACGUUAGCUGGCACUGCUAGCCACAAGAGGAGCAGACAAGCCAUCAAAACGGGGUCAACGAUGCAUCCUGACUUUAUCUACCACAACGCAUGUGAUUUUUCUAAAUGUCCAUGGAAACAGCUGACUAAAGUUUGACAGCUAUCCCACCAGUUUUCCAUUUGUAAGAAUUACCCGGAGGAAACGGUCCUGAAAAUCGCUUGGAAUACGCCUUUUCCUCUGUUAAUAGAUCCACUCAUCAUCUGCCGAUGGUCACAUCUGAAGCCGAUCCUGAGUUGUGAGUCAGUAGAGGAGAAGCUGGGCUGAUGACAAGCAUGACAUUGAGCCAAGCCACAGAUGCAUGUCCACUCAAAAGGCCCAACUGAGCGCCGUCCCCUCUGCUUCCCGGCUUUCAACCAGUCGCUCAGAGGGGGGGUGUCGACGGGGCGUAGCUAGUCCCCUGCACCCCCAGGUAGAACCUCACUGUGAAACUGGAGGUCUCUGAUGGAUCAGGGUAGUAGCGAGCAGAGUCCAGAGGAGCCGGACACAGGAGGCCGAGCGGAGCCGGAGGUCGGCAGGAGGGCGUCGGAGUCUGAGCAUGGCUUGUCCAAAAUCACCCAUAAUGCCCUGGAGAACAUGGGAGCGUUGGGCCAUGGCCUGAAGCAGUUCUUCCAGCCACAGCGCCGACGCUCCUCCGUUUCCCCACAUGACUCCGUCUCGUCCUGCACAGGCGCCCCUCCCUCCGAACCCACUGAUGUAGGGUCAGAAGUAGGGGACGCUCCUGCCUCCUCGGCCCUCCCUUUGGAUUCUGACAACCCUGCCGCUUCCGCCCCUCCCGCAGCUCUGAGCCGUGUUCUGCAGCAGAUCCGGGGUGCUCCACCAAUGAUGAAGCGAGGCACCAGCCUGCAGAGCCGCCGCAGCAAGGUGGGGGGCACUGGGGAUCCUCCCCAGAAAGGUAGCCCACAGAUCCACCGGCGCAGCACCCAUGAAGCCCUGCUGCAGGCUGGCCGCCCACGCUCCUCCUCGACCACAGAUACACCCAGCAGCCCAGCUCUUGCUGACAUGCUGCUGACGUCUGGCUACCACUCAACUGAGGAGCCUGACAAGCAGCUAGAUCGUUAUGAUGGAUCAGGCCCCGCUGUGUCACCCAACGCCCUCCCCUACGGCGCAGAUGGCUAUGAUGUAGUUGACAGCACCCCAGACCCCCAGCGAACGAAGCAGGCCAUAGCCCAGCUACAACAGAAGAUCCUCAAACUCACAGAACAAAUAAAAAUUGAACAAACCGCACGUGACGACAACGUGGCAGAAUACCUGAAACUCGCCAAUAACGCAGACAAACAGCAGAGUGCACGCAUCAAACAGGUGUUCGAGAAGAAGAACCAAAAGUCGGCUCAGACUAUCCAGCAACUGCAGAGGAAGCUGGAGCAUUAUCACCGCAAGCUUCGAGAGGUGGAGCACAACGGCAUUCCCCGCCAGCCCAAAGAUGUUUUCCGAGACAUGCACCAGGGGCUGAAAGAUGUCGGAGCCAAGGUGACAGGGGGCCUCUCCAGUUUCUCUCAAGCCACUCAUUCUGCUGCUGGAGCUGUGGUGUCUAAGCCGAGAGAGAUCGCCUCCCUCAUCCGCAACAAGUUCGGCAGUGCUGAUAACAUUGCAGCACUGAAAGACUCCUUGGAUGAAACCCAGGGAGAUGAAGGUGUCGGUCCUGGGGCGACGAGGGCCCUCGGGACGGGACAAUUGCAGUCCAGCCCAAAGUAUGGCAGCGAUGAUGACUGUUCUAGUGCUACUUCUGGCUCUGCGGGAGCCAACAGCACGACUGGAGCCCCUGGAGGCCCCCCUAGCUCCAAGGGCAACACCCUUGAUCAUGUCCAGGCCUCGGGCUUUGACGCGAUACUCCAUGAGAUCCAAGAGCUCCGGGAAAACCAAGGUCGACUGGAGGAGUCCUUUGAGAACUUAAAAGCCCACUAUCAGCGGGAUUACACGUUGAUCAUGGAAGCCCUGCAAGAGGAACGAUACAGGUGUGAACGUUUAGAAGAACAGCUCAAUGACUUGACAGAACUGCACCAGAAUGAAAUUCUGAACUUGAAACAGGAACUAGCCAGCAUGGAGGAGAAGAUAGCUUACCAGUCUUAUGAAAGAGCGAGGGACAUUCAGGAGGCGCUGGAGGCAUGUCAGACACGUAUCUCCAAGAUGGAGCUGCAGCAGCAGCAACAGCAGGUGGUGCAGCUUGAGGGUUUGGAGAACGCCACAGCACGGACUCUACUUGGAAAACUAAUCAAUGUACUGCUGGCUGUUAUGGCAGUCCUUUUGGUGUUUGUGUCCACAGUGGCUAACUGUGUCGUCCCCUUAAUGAAAACACGCAGCCGCACGCUUUCUACGCUGCUCCUCGUAAUCCUUCUCGCUAUCCUCUGGAGGCACUGGGAUGCCAUGUCGGAGUAUCUGCAUCGCUUUCUCCUGCACCCAAGAUGACCGGCCUGGGGAGUCUUAUUUAAAUGAUGAAGGGACAGAGGGUUUGGGGCUGAUGUGUAAAGGGAGGACACUGACCCAUACAGGGAGUUGAAUCUCAAUAGUCCUUUUUCUUCCUCUUCAGCAGCUUCUCAAAACACUCAGGAGGGUUGCAUCAGAGGUUUGUCACUUUAUCACUUUCUGAAAUGUGUUUUGAGAUGCAUCAAAUGGAGAAUAAGUGGAGGAAAGGCCUGACCUGCUAUCAUUGGUGCAAUUGUGGCACAAGCACAUCGCGUAAGGGUGAACGGGGCAUAUUUGAAGGAGGGGCUGAGAGAACUGCACACUUGAUUUCUCUCUUCUGAGUGAAUUUGUUUACAUGUGGAGAACUUUGCAUUAUUUUCCCACAGAAGAAACUGUAAUUCAGAGUUUUGUUACUUUUGAGCUGAUUCAAGUGGUAUUGUUUUGACGUCACUGCUAUUUUUAAUACAGCUGAUUGAUGGCUUUUUAUUUAAUUUUAACUGUAAUGAGCUGACAGUGUUCUGCUGAUUUAGCUGCUCACGGCCUCUUUUUGUAAGCUCUCUCUCUUCUGCUCUCGCCACUCUGGUUUUUUCAGUCCGCUGUUUUUCAAUCUUUUAAACUUUCAGCUUGUGUGACCAACUCUUCCUCUUCCUCCUCACUACACUCUGAAGAACGGGGUGCUUGCACAUCAGCUACAUUGCUCUGGAAUCAGACUUGUCACUGGAUCAAAUGGUAGUGGGUUCUUGACUUGUUUCUUAUGGACGUGUGAAGUCGGUAACACUGGUUCUGCCACAACCAGGAUAUUACUAGGAACAUUGAAUUUUGGAGUUGCGACCCUGCCCUCUGGGCCAACUGGAUCCUACUAUCCUGGUGGCUUUUCCACUGCAGAAGAAUAAUCUAUGAACUGAAUUAACAUACUUGAAGAGCGGUUAAAGUGCUCACAGACUCAGUGCUUCCGUACUGUUUCUAUUAGUGACAGUGAAAUAGUAAUACUUUUUAGUUGAUUUUUUAUUUUUUAAAGACAAAUAAAUUUGCUGUUUUAAGGUGAAA
This is a messenger RNA of Epinephelus fuscoguttatus (brown-marbled grouper), 3508 nucleotides long. RefSeq names its product transmembrane and coiled-coil domain family 1b (gene tmcc1b). Lineage: Eukaryota; Metazoa; Chordata; Actinopteri; Perciformes; Serranidae. Bases 503 to 2464 code for a protein of 653 amino acids. The transcript is spliced from 8 exons. Gene Ontology annotation, cellular component: endomembrane system. The record is from RefSeq and is a predicted model, not a curated record.